CGUCGCUAAGCUGCCAGGUACCUGGCACUUCCGAGAAUUGUGCGUUUCUUAGGACUGCUGUGUACUGUAACAAGACUGACCUGAUUUUGACGGGGAAAUAUACUUGAAAACCACUUAGUUCAGGACUUUGGAUGAGAAUUGACAAGAUUUUUGAUAACAGGAUGAACGUCUGUGAUAAACAUUUUCCAAGGAGCUGUCGCACCAGCAGGGAUUAAUUCAGGGAUUUGCUUAAAAUGCACAUUUCAGAUGUGUAAUUUUGUAUGCAUUUCACCCUCGUAAAGUAAGCGUACGCAUUUUGGGAGGAUAAUACAAUUGUGGAGCAAAGGAAAAGAGCUUCUGUUAAGUGAACUGGAAAGUUGUAGCUGGGCGUGUCCUGAGAACCAUCCCCUUUUAUGUGUCACAACAUCUCUACUGGAUGCCAGACUCCAGUGGUUAGUGUUUACACCACCACCUAUUCUGAACCUCCUGCCUUGUGCCACCAUUUUAGCAGUCAUGUCUACCAGCCUGCUCUUAGUGCUGAAGCUUCUACACUUACACAGUCAAUAUCCGUCAAUAUUCAGAAGAUAACACAUCAUACUAAUGAAAUCCAGAGAAUAUUACAACAAUUUGGAACGCCGCGAGACACUCCAGAACUACGACAGCAGCUACAACAAAAACUGCAACUUGUGAAUCAUCUUUCAAAAGAAACAGAGAAGAAGAUAAAAGAAUUUACUUCACUCUCUUCUUCAGCUGACCAACAGCUUAAGGAUGGAGAGCGCCAAAGAAAACUACAGAAAGAACGGCUACUUGGUGAUUUUACUACAGCACUUACCAAUUUUCAGAGAAUACAGAGGCAAGCUGCUGAAAAAGAGAGAGAGUUUGUCAACAGAGUGAGGUCAAGCUCACGCGCAUCAGGAAACUUUGCAGAAGAUGGCGGCAAAGAUCUCCUACAUACGGAAAAUGAAAAACAAAAUCAGUUACAAGUGCAAGAUGACAUUACAGAAGAUGAUCUCCGACUUAUUGAAGAAAGAGAAUCUGCCAUCAAGCAACUUGAGUCUGAUAUUUUGGAUAUUAACGAGAUAUUUAAGGACUUGGGAGUGAUGAUUCAUGAACAAGGGGAUAUGAUCGAUAGCAUAGAGGCCAAUGUGGAAAAUGCAGAGGUGCAUGUGCAAAGUGCCAAUCAGCAGCUUGCAAGAGCAUCGCAGUAUCAGAGUAAAUCCAGAAAGAAGAUCUGUAUCUUGAUUGUGGUACUUGUACUAGCGGCAGUAAUCAUUGGCCUCAUUAUCUGGGCUACAACCAGAAAAUAAGAAUAGAGAAUAACUAUCUCCGGCAAUGUUAACACAUUAGGGUUAAUUAGAAAUGACUCCAUAACUGGAGCUAUUGCUACAGAUGUUCAGUUUGGCUCCUUUUGAUUGCUAAUCCUGGUAUUGUGGUAUGUAUUUUGUUUUACUGUCAUGCUCAUGAUUCUCCUUCCUUUAAUAAUAGCUGCUUGCUUUAAUCAAGUAGCUACUUACAGUUGUUGGUCUUACAAUUUGCAUGUAGCAAGCACAACCUGGGUUAUGUUCUUUGUUAUUCUUUUUGAUUGGUUCAUGGCUUCCAGCAGACAGCUUUAACCUAUAUGCAACAUCAAUCCAUCAAGAAGGGGUCGAUACUAGUUAGCUGAUGUGUGCAAUGGUUCUGUUGCAGUUGUUUUAUUUUCUUCUGUAGUUUGCCUCCCCCCUUGCCUUUUGUAUUAAUUUGUACAGAGAUGCAAACAGUUGCACCUACAUUACUGUUUUGUGUUUGCUUUUUGUGCAUCAUUAUUACUGUCAGCUGUGGGUAUGUGACACAUUCAUUUUCUUGUAAAGGAGCCUUUCACUGAUACUUCAGCAAUUCUGGAAUAUUAGUUCAAGUGGUUUCUAUUGUCAUAAAGCAACACUAGAACUGGUAGCAGUCUCUACAUCCAGACAAAUGAUUUUAUAUUUGACAGUGAAUUUCUGCAGACAACUUUGAAUAUGAGCCUAAACUGAGUGAGAACUUUGUACCUCAUAAAUACUAACGUUACUGUAGACUGAUGCGAAGAUAUGUUCCAUUACUUACACCUUCAUGCUCUUCCUUCAGAAGUUUAUAUGCCAUAUUCCAUUAUUUUAAUGCCUUUUUAAAUCUAAAAAAUAAUGUCCUUCAUUGCCAUGCUUUGCACUAAUCAGAAUAUAUAAUAUAUUAAUUAUGCCAUAAUGUGUGCCAUUCGUUAAUAAAUAUUUUUACUAAUUGUGAGCAAAUUAAAAAAAAUAUUUAACAUACAAGACAUGAUGUUCCAUAAGCACCAUUAGCAUUACGGACAAUUAACAGGAAUGCAAGGGUAUUUAGUUGAACCAUUUUGUGACAUCACGUUUAUUCAGCCAGUCAUGAAGAACAAAAUUUCACUGAAUAAUCAAAUGCCAUAAAUUUAAGGAAAGUUAUGAUUGUGUUGUAUGCAAUUCAGAAUAAAGAUAUUAUGUAUAA
This is a messenger RNA of Protopterus annectens (West African lungfish), 2460 nucleotides long. RefSeq names its product syntaxin 7 (gene STX7). NCBI's taxonomy places the organism in Eukaryota, Metazoa, Chordata, Ceratodontiformes, Protopteridae. The coding region runs from base 393 to 1286 and encodes 297 amino acids. The transcript has 12 exons. Gene Ontology annotation, biological process: intracellular protein transport; vesicle-mediated transport; vesicle fusion. The record is from RefSeq and is a predicted model, not a curated record. Gene Ontology annotation, molecular function: SNAP receptor activity; SNARE binding. Gene Ontology annotation, cellular component: endomembrane system; membrane; SNARE complex.